Messenger RNA from Sesamum indicum (sesame), 2940 nucleotides. Its product is annotated as zinc ion binding protein. Gene Ontology annotation, biological process: protein phosphorylation. Lineage: Eukaryota; Viridiplantae; Streptophyta; Magnoliopsida; Lamiales; Pedaliaceae. The record is from RefSeq and is a predicted model, not a curated record. Gene Ontology annotation, molecular function: protein binding; protein kinase activity; ATP binding.
GUCUUGCCAAGUAAGUGCCCACCCACUGCAAACUGCUCACUCUUUCUCCUUAACUAGCAUAUAAACAGACGACUGAUCAAAAUCCAGAAUUGCAAGUCAAUACUAAUCCGCAGCCAACACCCCGCCAUGGACGAGGCGGAGCUGCCGGAGUGCCCGGUGUGUCUGCAGCCGUAUGACGCCGUAUCCGCCAUCCCUCGCGUCCUUACCUGCGGCCAUACCACCUGCGAGGCCUGUCUGAAGCAGCUCCCUAACCCAUUUCCCAACACUAUCCGCUGCACCGUCUGCACUCUCCUCGUGAAAUUUCCAAACUCUCUUGCUUCCCUUCCCAAGAACCUCGACCUCCUUCACUUGUCAUCUGUCCUUCAACACCGCCACUCACCAGGGAACAAGAAAGUUAUUUCACCAUCAUCGCCGCAGGCAAAUGGGAUAGACCAGUCAGUGUUGUUUCCUUCGGCUCUAAAGUCGUGGUCAUAUGAGUUCUAUUGUAAAUGGAAGAAAUGGGUUCUCCCGAGAGAUUGUAUUUCGAUUGAGAAAGUGGGUUCGGAGAGUGAUGGUGGAGUAGUUUGUGGAGAAGUUCUCAAGUAUUUUCAGAGUGAUUAUGUGAUGGGGUGUGUUUUGAGGGAGAAAGAACACGUGGGUCUUGUUAGAGUUGGGACUUUUGUGGAGGGUGAAGAGGAUUCUAAGUUUUUUAAGGCUAGCUAUGAGUCAAGAAUUCUGACCGUUUUGUAUGGGAUGGAGGAAGAGGCGAGAAAUAAAUUGCGAAUUAUCUUAAAUGCAACUCUUAGAGUAAGUAAUGUGGGAAAGGUUUUUGGGUUUUGGUGUAACGAGGAUGAUAAAUGUGUUUAUAUGGUUUGUGAGAAGGUUGCUUCGCCUAAUUUGUUGAAAUGUGUGCUUAAGAAAAAGGAGGAUGAAGAUGAAAGGUUGAGUAGUGAUGAAAUGAGUGCUUUGGCGAUGUUCUGUAUGGAGAUAUGCGAAAUUUUGAGCCGUUUGCAUUCUGAAGGACUGGCUAUUGGUUUCUUGAGAGUGAGUUGUUUUGGUUUCAAUGAUUUUGGCCGUGUUUAUGUUGAUUUGGGAGAUGUUUUUAAUACAGGUAGGAGACUGCAUAUGGCUGUGCGAAUAGAACUCUGUGAUUUGGGAAUAAGUUUGAAGGAUACUUUACUGGACAAAUAUCUUAUGUUUAUUAGCCCUGAGAUGUUAUUGAACUUUUUUGUCAAGGAGAGCUUUAAGUUUGAUUGGGGAAAAUCCAGAUAUGAAGUUGGAUGUGCUUCAGAUGUUUGGUCUUUGGCCUGUUUACUGGUUUGGCUUAUUGUUGGGAGCACUUUCGUGGAAGAGAUGAAAUGUUUCUUGCAUUUUGUUGCUAAUGCUAUCAAAGAUGAAAAAGGCUGUGAUUAUUCUGGUUUGUGCAUGCGUUGGUCAGAGAAAAUUGCAGUGGUAUUGGAGGGUAGACUGGGCUCUGAAUAUGCUUCUCUACAGGAUAUCUUGUGCAAAUGUCUGGGGUUUGACCCUGGAAAUCGGCCAGUUAUAACCGACUUAUGGAAAUGCCUGAGGGAGUUGGUUAUUAAACCACAGUUUGACACAGGACUCAUGUUAAAGCAGGAAGUAAAGAACGGAAAAACAGGCCACUGUGUAGUACUAGGAGAGAUCUGUGAGAUGGUUGAGGAAGCUGACAAAGAAUUGAUGGGUGUUAUACAAGGAAAAGAUAAGAAUGAUGGAGCUGGUGUAGAAUUGAGGGUCAAUGAAGAUGUUGUUCAGGGAGUGUCCAGGGGCCAUGUUAAAUGUACAGAGAUGAAAGGUCAUCUUGAUUGUAUCACAGGGCUAGCUAUUGGAGGGGGCUUCCUGUUCAGCUCCUCCUAUGAUAAGAUUGUCCAUGUAUGGUCUCUGCAGGAUCUUUCGCAUGUACACUCAUUUAAAGGUCACGAGCAUAGAAUCAUGGCUGUCGUUUUCGUGGAUGGCGAACAGCCACUAUGCAUUAGUGGUGAUAAUGAAAAUGUUAUAUGCAUUUGGAAAGUCACUUUUCCCUUUUCUGAAGAGCCUGUGAGGAAGUUGCAUGAGAAAAAGGAUUGGCGCUAUAGUGGCAUUCAUGCAAUGGCCAUUUCUGGAACUGGGUAUCUGUAUACUGGCAGUGGAGAUAAAUUAGUAAAGGCAUGGUCACUGCAGGAUUAUACCUUGUCAUGUGCUAUGAGCGGCCAUAAGUCUGUUGUAUCAUCUCUAAUAGUAUGUGAUGGCGUUCUUUAUAGUGGAAGCUGGGAUGGGACUGUGCGUUUAUGGUCUCUCAGUGACCAUAGUCCUUUAACAGUAUUAGUGGAGGACAAACCUGGAAAUGUAGGAUCUGUUUUGUCUCUCUCCAUGGAGCAUCAUUUGCUGUUUGUUGGUCAUGAGAAUGGUAGCAUAAAGAUAUGGCAUAACGAUGUCCUCAUGAAGUCCACACAGACCCACAAAGGUGCUGUCUUCUCAGUUAGCACGAAGGAGAAAUGGCUAUUCAGUGGGGGCUGGGACAGGACAAUUGGCCUGCAGGAAAUAUCUGAAGAUGUGGAUGGAAUGGAAGUCAUACGUGUUGGAUCUAUUGCUUGUAAUUCUACCAUAACAGCUCUCCUGUACUGGCAAGGGAAGCUAUUUGUUGGUCAAGCUGAUACAAUAAUAAAGGUCUACCAGGGAGUUUAGCAGCAAGUGCUUGGAGAUCCUCUCUUUGAUCUUGUCCAGAGCACGAUUUCGUCAGACACAGCCGUCCUAGUUGAUAUAGUCGAACCGAUGAAGACGAGUAUAGUUGUUGUAUAUAUAGAACAAGCAACCUGUGCAAGGAUUGCAGAAUCCUUUCUGCAGAUCAAAGAAAAUGUAUAGAACUAUUCAAUUGCAUCUUAUACUGUUGAUGAUAUAGUGAACAUGAGUGUGAUACAUGGGACCAUGAACCACAGAGUGACACAGUACAGUAUUCUCAAUUUC